CGUUUCAUUCAUUGCGUUCCAGUUGCUGCGUUCGGUUGUGUGUGCGCUCCGGUGUGUGUGUGUGUUCGCUGGUAGAGAAGUGUUUGUGCUGGAAAUCUUCACACGCCGCGAGAGAGCUUUCGGUGCAUUAGAGCCGCGAGAAAGAGUGAGCGAGAGGGCGCGAUCGAUCGCGCACAGUCAAAAGACCUAAACGAGAGGGAACGCUGUGUGCGAAGCGUAGCAGCAGCAGCAGCAGCAGCGAGAGUGCCUGCAUACCUGUGUUCGCCGUUACUGUGUAAGCACGCUCGAGAACUCGUUGCGUCCGUCUUGUCUUCGGUUCGGUUUGGGGUGUGGUGCGCGUUCAAAGGUUUAACCUGUUUUUUUUUCUUCUCUCCUAUGGAUUCGAAAGCUUUCACACAACGCGUUGGAUUUUGCAGUUCAAUUUGUCGUCCCGUGCGUGUGCCCGUGAAUUGUGCAAUCAAUUAAAGAGCCUGUGUGUUAAAUUUUACCACUAAAGAACCUCUCCCCGGGUGACGUGUUCAAUAUAGUCGUGCUCCCUGCUUUCCUCGAUCGUUCGCCGUUGCGUGCGUCGUUCUCCUCCCGCAGGUACGAUCAUCUUCUCCUCGGUGCCCCCGUUUCGUGUGUACGUGCGCUUGUGUGCCCGUGUGUGUGCGUGUGUGGUGCGUCUACGCGUCCGUGUGUACUUUGCAGAGGCAAUCCAUCAUUACUUAAGCGCUCCCCACGCGUACUUCGUACCGUACCUCCGAUCCAAGUAUGCGAAAGCCAAGAAGCAACCUGUCGACAAUGGCUGGGCUGGGCGUCGUCUUGCUGGUAGGCAUCAUCGGCGGUCUAGUCGGCCCUGCCCGUGCCCAGCGAACGCCAACCAUCUCCUACAUCACGCAGGAGCAGAUCAAGGACAUUGGCGGUACGGUCGAGCUGGAAUGUUCGGUCCUGUACGCCAGCGACUACUCCGUCCACUGGGUGAAGACCAGCAACGAUCGGUCGGACACGGUCUUCCUGUCCACGGGCAGUUCGCUCGUGCUGAAGGAUUCGCGCUUCUCGCUCCGCUACGACCUGUCCUCCACGUCGUACACGCUGCAGAUUAAGGACAUACAGGAGACGGACGCCGGCAUCUACCAGUGUCAGGUGGUGCUGUCCGUUACGAACAAGAUCUCCGCCGAGGUGGCACUGAACGUCCGCCGGCCACCGAUCAUCUCCGACAACUCCACCCAAUCGCUGGUCGUGUCCGAGGGGCAACCCGCCCAGAUGGAGUGCUACGCGUCCGGGUACCCGGUGCCACAGAUUACCUGGCGUCGCGAAAACAACGCCAUCCUACCGACAGGUGGUGCAACAUACUCGGGCAAUGUACUAAACAUCCACUCGGUGCACAAGGAGGACCGCGGCACCUACUACUGCGUGGCGGACAACGGUGUGAGCCGGGGCGACAGGCGUAACGUGAAUCUGGAGGUGGAGUUUGCGCCGGUCGUGACCGUGCCGAGACCGCGUGUCGAGCAGGCCCUACAGUACGAUAUGGAUCUGGAGUGCCACAUCGAGGCGUACCCGCCGCCAGCCAUCCGCUGGCUGAAGGAUAGCGUGCAGCUGUCCAGCAACCAGCACUACCAGCUGUCUCAGUUUGCGACCGCGGACGAGUUCACCGACUCGACGCUGCGCGUCAUCACGGCCGAGAAGCGCCAGUACGGCGAGUACAUCUGCCAGGCGACGAACAAGCUGGGCGAUGCGGAGGGCCGCGUCGAGUUUACCGAGUCCGUCAUUCCCGUGUGCCCGCCGGCCUGUGGGCAGGCACGCUACGGCGGCGGCGCAAGUGCGAUUUCCGUCUCGAGCGUCCUGAUGGCGGUGGCCACCGUGCUGACGAUGGUGGUGAUUGCGCAGUACGUGAAGCGAGCAUAAGCCACACAUUCAGCCGCCGCAUUCCAGGAAGAAAAAUGAAACACCGAAGUCGAACCAAAACAGAGGAAAGGGACAGAGCAAGCAGAAGCAUCACAAUCAGGAAAAUGUCUUCAAUCACCACACCGUUUUGUCGAUGCAUCAAUAUUUGAUGGAAGGACGAUAGCCUCAGGACGACCGAUCACUGAUCACCGAUCAUUCAACUGAUCGGGGGAUGAAAUGGAACCAAAUCCGGGACAUUAAAGCGUCAUAUCGAACAACACAUCUCUCUUUCUGUAGCACGUUGAGCCAGAUUUAGCACAUCCAGCAGCACAAUCAUUCAUAUACAUCCUCAAAAGCAGAUCGUAAAAGUGAGCGUAAAUAGGGUUUACACUUUUUUGAAGGUUGAGUUUUAGGUCUUUUGACGAAUGACGACACCAAUUACUACCUAAAAUAGUGCCUAGCAGUAAACUUUUUCGAACAAUCUUUGUCACUUUGGCCGGGGACCACACAUUCUCAAACACAUAUCGGAACCGGAACAGUACACGGACACAGAGGCGAAGAGUAGGAAGAUAAAAUAGCAACUUUUCUUUGGAAAAUCGGGACAUUGAUCCAGACGAAUGUUUGAGAUAGCAUGUAAGCAAACAACAAGCAGAAAGUGUGUAAAUCGUGCAAAACCUUUUUUUAAAUUUAUAUGCUUUAGAGCAUAUUGUAUUUUGUAAGAGAAGUGGAUUCGUAUACAGUAAAAAUACAUACACCAAUACAUAAUUGAUUCCCUCCAAGGUAUCUGUGAAGAUGAGAUAGCUCUUGUAGGUGUAGGAACGGGAAGAGAAAUGAUUGGCUUUUCCCAAUAUCGGUGGCGCUUGGUUUAAGCGACAAUAUCGAAUGAUGGGGAAGUCGAUAAGAAGGUAAUCGUAAAGCUUUCUUUUUCGAAUCGAGUAUAAUGUGAACAAUAAUGCUGGAAGGGAGAUAAAUGGUUUUAUAGGGUGGAUGCAGAUAGAAGAAAAGCAUUCAACAAUCGAAAACAAAUAAUAGAGGCAAGAAAAGUGCUGAAGCUUUUAAUAUCGCGCUUGUGUAUCGUGAACGUUUUCCCCCCAGAAAUUACCUCUAAACUUUCUUCUAAAAAACACACAAAAAAGAAACAAAAUGAGCGGCGCCCUUCCCUAAAUUAGCAAAAAAAAAA
Anopheles arabiensis is the source of this 3046-nucleotide messenger RNA. RefSeq names its product lachesin (gene Lac). The record is from RefSeq and is a predicted model, not a curated record. Gene Ontology annotation, cellular component: neuron projection. The transcript is spliced from 2 exons. Lineage: Eukaryota; Metazoa; Arthropoda; Insecta; Diptera; Culicidae. Bases 754 to 1887 code for a protein of 377 amino acids.